AUGAAUGCAUCCCUGACAUGCUUGCAUAGAAGCAUACUCAUCGUGUUUUUUUCGUUUCAGGAUGGCAAAGGCCUUGGUCUGUCGAUUGUCGGUGGAUCGGAUACGGUAUUGGGUACGGUGGUGAUCCAUGAAGUCUAUCCAGAUGGUGCUGCUGCACAUGAUGGACGACUGAAGCCUGGAGAUCAAGUGCUAGAGGUGAAUAAUGUCUCGUUGCGGGGAGUCACUCACGAUCAAGCCAUCUCAUCCCUUCGCCGAACUCCUCCAAAGGUUCGACUUCUUAUCUAUCGAGAUGUGAACCUUCAGCUGAGCCUCCUCGAUCCCACCCAAAUCUAUAACAUGUUCGAAGUGGAACUGGUAAAGAAACCUGGAAGGGGCCUUGGAUUGAGUAUAGUCGGCCGCAAAAAUGAGCCUGGUGUCUACGUGAGCGAAGUGGUAAAAGGUGGCGCAGCCGAAGCUGACAACCGAUUGAUGACUGGCGAUCAGAUUCUCGCUGUCAAUGGUCAAGAUGUGGCGAAUUCAAUGCAAGAAGAUGUGGCCGCUAUGCUGAAAACAUGUGUUGGACGAGUUUGCUUGAAGGUAGGACGGUGGAAAAUCACGGAAACGGCGAAUCGUGUGCAUGCGGAAGCCCUUUCUCGAUCCCAGACAACCCCACGGGUACGUGCUUGUUUUUUAUUGGCUUCACUAUUAUGCUGGCAAAUUUCAGCAGAUGAGUCGCGACCGUCAGGGUCUACUGAAAAACGCGAUGUGCCAGCACCAGCUCCGCCUCUUCGACCCAUCAUCACCCACACUUCUCCGGAAGGAGAAGCUGUGGCUGAAGCAGAUGUACAUCUAUCGCCUGUUACUGAAGAGCCAAGCAGCGGUACUGAUCAGCGAAGUCUUCAAGACGAAGAACGUGGUGUAGUGCAAGGAAUGGAACUGUUAAGUGAUUUGAAAGAAGAAGGAAGUGACACCUUACUACUGGAGUUAAAAAAGAUUCCCGAUCAACAGCUUGGAAUGGGCAUCGGAAAGCGGUCCCGUGGAAUUCUUGUUACCUCUUUACAACCUGGUUCAGCAGCCGCUGAGAAGUUGAAAGUUGGCGAUCGGAUAUUGGCCGUGAACGCUUUACCCGUCACCGAUCAGCUCUCUGCGGUGACGUUCGUAAAAGCAAGUGGUCCUCGGCUGUUCCUACAAAUCGCUCGACCACGAACUGCUCCUCAAUAG
This is a messenger RNA of Haemonchus placei, 1200 nucleotides long. The record is from the annotation of a GenBank genome assembly. Lineage: Eukaryota; Metazoa; Nematoda; Chromadorea; Rhabditida; Trichostrongylidae.